CCCACACUUCCAGAAUCCAGCGUUGGGAUUGGAUGUUGGCUGCCUGUCAGGAAGAAAGAGAUGCUAUGCUGAGGCCGAAAACUCAGACAGAACCAGGACACGGACGAUGUUGGAAUAUCUUAACUGGGGGAUUUUAAAGUGUGUUGGGAACUCGGAGCGAUUUGAAAGUUGCUGAGCUUGAGCGGAGCAGCGACACCGGGUCUCCGUGUUCCCGCUGCGGACCGUCGCGGCUGUUCGCCUCUUGCCUGCUGCUCUCACAAACGCGAAGCCGGCGCUGUUUUAAUGAGACUGGAACUGCCGUGUUUUCGACGCAGCACAGACCGGUGUGAGAUUAAGUCUUUAUUUAGCCCGAAGCAAACGGAAAGGCUCAGAUGUCGUCGCUGGUAGCCGGGGCUAAUAGCCGAGGCUGCUGGGCCACAUAAAUAUCCCGAGAAAAUCCCAACCUGAUGGAGCGAGUGAGCGACGGAGCACGGGCUUAUUUUGCGCCAGAAGGACCGUUAUGACUGAGCUGCAGGCUCAGUUCUCUUUUUGAAAAGCGCCACGGGGUUCAGUGCUGGGUAUUGAUUUGAUCGAGGGCUCAUAAAAGCAGUAUUUGGAGGUUCUCUGCAUCAGUGCUAUGACUCAGCCUGGACAGCAGCUCUUACCUACAUAGAGGUCACUUUACCUCUCUUUCUAUCUGCUUUGGUCCAGAGGAUGCUGGGAAUGUGUCGCGGGCGCCGGAAGUUCCUGGUGGCCUCCCUCGCCCUGCUCUUCAUCCCAGCACUUACGUGGCUUUACCUGUCAGUCGGGAGCUUUCAAGUGAAGCCCCUCCCUCUUUCUCCAUUGGAAGCCCUGUCAUCCACCCCGGUGGGCGGAGCCGGUGAACGACAGGCCUUAGAGUUGCGGGUUCGGGUGGUGGAGGAAGAGAACCGGGCGCUGCGCCGAGAACUUAGCCGUCCACCUAGGAGCCCAUCUGCACAGCUUCCGAGCAAUAAUCACCGUGGCAACCAAAGCCGAACACAUUCAGAGGAAGGCACAGGUGACAAUGAGAGCCAGAAAGCUGUUACAGUGGGUAAUAGCUCAGACUGUGUCCGACACCCAGUGGUGGAUAAGUGCGAGACCAUCCAUGUGGCCAUUGUAUGUGCAGGUUACAACGCAAGUCGAGAUGUGGUGACGCUGGUUAAAUCUGUCCUCUUCCACAGGCGGAAUCCCCUUCAUUUCCAUUUCAUCACAGACUCCAUUGCUCAGCAGAUCCUGUCCUCCUUGUUUCAUACAUGGAUGGUUCCUGCCGUCAGGGUGGACUUCUAUGACGCAGAUGAGCUGAAGUCCGAAGUCUCAUGGAUUCCUAACAAACAUUACUCUGGGAUUUAUGGGCUAAUGAAACUGGUACUGACAAAGACCCUGCCAUCAGAUCUACAGAGAGUCAUCGUUCUAGACACAGACAUCACCUUUGCCACUGACAUUGCUGAACUCUGGGCCGUCUUCCACAAGUUCAAAGGCCAGCAAGUUCUAGGUCUGGUAGAGAACCAGAGUGACUGGUAUCUGGGGAACCUGUGGAAGAACCAUCGACCCUGGCCAGCACUGGGCAGAGGCUUUAACACUGGUGAGUACCUUUUACUGCUGGAUCGAGAGCUUUCACUACAAAUGGACAACCUAAAUAUGUGGGGGUUUUUGUGUGGGGAUAUCAUAUCUUAUAUGAUUUUGUGUCUGCAGGAUAUCUUUAACGCAGUGAUCAAACAAAACCCGUUCCUGGUUCAUCAGCUGCCUUGCUUCUGGAACGUCCAGCUGUCUGACCACACCCGUUCCGAAAAGUGCUACAAAGAUGUGUCCGACCUAAAGGUGAUCCACUGGAACUCUCCAAAGAAGUUGCGAGUAAAGAACAAGCAUGUGGAAUUCUUCCGGAAUCUCUAUCUUACCUUUCUGGAGUACGAUGGCAACCUUCUGCGACGAGAGCUGUUCGGCUGUCCCAGUGAGGCUGACCACAACAGUGAGAAUCUCCAGAAGACACUGUCAGAGCUGGAUGAAGAUGAUCCGUGCUACGAGUUUCGUCGAGAGCGAUUCACUGUCCAUCGAACACACCUCUACUUCCUGCACUAUGAGUAUAAACCCAGCUCUGACAACACAGAUGUCACUCUCGUCGCCCAGCUCUCUAUGGACAGGCUCCAGAUGUUGGAGGCCAUUUGUAAGCACUGGGAAGGCCCCAUCAGCCUCGCCCUGUACUUGUCAGAUGCUGAAGCCCAGCAGUUCCUUCGCUAUGCUCAGGGCUCUGAGGUGCUGAUGAGUCGUGGGAAUGUCGGUUACCACAUUGUCUACAAGGAGGGUCAGUUCUACCCAGUCAACUUGCUACGAAAUGUGGCCAUGCGACACGUCAACACACCCUACAUGUUCCUAUCAGACAUUGACUUCUUGCCUAUGUACAGCCUCUAUGAGUAUCUCAGGAAGUCUGUGGUGCAGCUGGACAUGGCCAACACCAAGAAAGCUCUAGUGGUUCCCGCCUUUGAGACACUUCGGUAUCGACUGUCAUACCCGAAAUCUAAAGCCGAGCUGCUGUCUCAGCUGGACAUGGGCACACUCUUCACCUUCAGAUAUCAUGUGUGGACUAAAGGCCAUGCACCAACUAACUUUGCCAAAUGGCGGACAGCCACCACUCCCUACAGAGUGCAGUGGGAGGCUGACUUUGAGCCCUAUGUUAUGGUGAGGAGGGACAGUCCUGAGUAUGACCGCCGCUUUGUGGGCUUUGGCUGGAACAAGGUGGCUCACAUUAUGGAGCUGGAUGCACAGGAGUAUGAAUUUGUGGUUCUGCCCAAUGCUUUCAUGAUCCAUAUGCCUCAUGCACCCAGCUUUGACAUCACCAAGUUCCGCUCCAAUAAGCAGUACCGGGUCUGCCUGAAGACCCUGAAGGAGGAGUUCCAACAGAACAUGUCGCGGCGGUACGGUUUUGCCGCCCUUAAGUACAUGACGGCUGAAAACAACAGCUAGCCACCACUGCGGACCCUCAUAGCCCCAACUCUGAACUACUGACAUGCUCCACAGGCUGCACGAGGGGAGCAUAGUGUGAACGGAAGCCUGUGUGGGUCCUGGGGAUACUUUGAGACUUGAGUCCCUCAGAACAUUGGACACUGAGUGUGACACUGCAGGGGCUCUUUUGUUCCAACUUUGUCAUCAGUUGUGGAUAAAGGAGAAAAUGUGUGAAGUGUUUCCUUCUCCCAGGAUGUUAAAGCUAUGAAUGAUCGCACAAGGGACUGCUGGGGCUGGGCCCCAGGUGUGUGGGCCUCAAGCUUCAGUUAUGGAAUAUGAUAGACAGCAAACAAAAAUAUUGCCUUGCCAUAUUUCUAAGACCAAUGACAGUGUUAUGGCUAUGUGUAACAUUAUGUGUGUGUGGGUGUGUGUUUGUAUGUGUA
Messenger RNA from Pundamilia nyererei, 3380 nucleotides. RefSeq names its product LARGE xylosyl- and glucuronyltransferase 1 (gene large1). The record is from RefSeq and is a predicted model, not a curated record. Lineage: Eukaryota; Metazoa; Chordata; Actinopteri; Cichliformes; Cichlidae. Gene Ontology annotation, molecular function: glucuronosyltransferase activity; xylosyltransferase activity. Bases 694 to 2958 code for a protein of 754 amino acids. Gene Ontology annotation, biological process: protein O-linked glycosylation via mannose. The transcript has 15 exons. Gene Ontology annotation, cellular component: Golgi apparatus.